Messenger RNA from Phyllostomus hastatus (greater spear-nosed bat), 1682 nucleotides. RefSeq names its product fasciculation and elongation protein zeta 1 (gene FEZ1). The coding region runs from base 186 to 1361 and encodes 391 amino acids. The transcript has 10 exons. Gene Ontology annotation, cellular component: axon; cytoplasm. The record is from RefSeq and is a predicted model, not a curated record. Lineage: Eukaryota; Metazoa; Chordata; Mammalia; Chiroptera; Phyllostomidae.
GGGCGGGCGGAGGGGAGCUCGCUGCUGCCGCCGCCGCACUGCCCCGCAGCCGCUGCCCCGCCGCUCCCUCGCACUGCGCUCCGGCCAUUCUGUGGAUGGAGGUGUCCCGCUGAGCCCCGGGACCCGCCUCCCUCCGCCAGGACCCGCACAGAUAAACGAAUCCUGAGAGCUGCCGCUGUGCCAGAAUGGAGGCCCCACUAGUGAGUUUGGACGAAGAGUUUGAGGACCUCCGGCCCUGCUGCUCAGAGGAACAGGAGGAGAAGCCCCGGUGUUUCUAUGGCUCAUCUCCCCACCAUCUAGAGGACCCCUCCCUGUCUGAGCUUGAGAAUUUUUCCUCUGAAAUAAUCAGCUUCAAGUCCAUGGAGGACCUCGUGAAUGAGUUUGAUGAGAAGCUCAAUGUCUGCUUUCGGAACUACAACGCCAAGACCGAGAACCUAGCUCCCGUGAAGAACCAGUUCCAGAUCCAGGAGGAGGAGGAGACCCUGCAGGACGAGGAGGUCUGGGAUGCUCUGACAGACAAUUACAUCCCUUCACUCUCAGAGGACUGGAGGGACCCAAACCUGGAGGCUCUGAAUGGCAACAGCUCUGACACUGAGAUCCACGACAAAGAGGAAGAAUUCAAUGAGAAGAGUGAGCAUGAUUCCGGCAUCAACGAGGAGCCUCUACUCACAGCAGACCAGGUAAUUGAGGAGAUCGAGGAGAUGAUGCAGAACUCACCAGACCCCGAGGAGGAAGAGGAGGCUCUGGAAGAGGAGGAUGGGGGUGAAACUUCCUCCCAGGCAGACUCGGUCCUCCUGCAGGAGAUGCAGGCCUUGACCCAGACCUUCAACAACAACUGGUCCUAUGAAGGACUGAGGCACAUGUCUGGCCCGGAGCUGACAGAGCUGCUGGACCAGGUGGAAGGUGCCAUCCGAGACUUCUCGGAGGAGCUGGUGCAGCAGCUGGCCCGCCGGGACGAGCUGGAAUUUGAGAAGGAAGUGAAGAACUCUUUCAUCACGGUGCUCAUUGAGGUCCAGAACAAGCAGAAGGAGCAGCGAGAGCUGAUGAAAAAGAGGCGGAAAGAGAAAGGGCUGAGCCUGCAGAGCAGCCGCGUGGAGAAGGGGAGCCAGAUGCCUCUCAAGCGCUUCAGCAUGGAAGGCAUCUCAAACAUCCUCCAGAGCAGCAUUCGCCAAACUUUUGGCUCCUCGGGAACUGACAAACAGUACCUGAACACAGUCAUCCCUUACGAGAAGAAAGCCUCGCCCCCGUCGGUGGAAGACCUCCAGAUGCUGACAAACAUUCUCUUUGCCAUGAAGGAAGAUAAUGAAAAGGUGCCAACUUUGCUAACGGACUAUAUUUUAAAAGUGCUCUGCCCUACCUAACCUCGACCCUGGGAGCAGCCUUGCCGCGGAGGUCACUGAGCAAGAGUCAUUCCAUCACAGGGACUGCAUGACGCCACGUAACCUCCGGCGUGUAUUCAAACGUGUAGAGCUUAACCUGGAUUAAACACGAGCAAACGCGCGGGUCCUUUGCUGUUGUUGGCUUCUAGUCCUAGUAACCAUUGGAUGCAUGACAAGGGGCAGGGCUGGGGACGACUCGGCCUGCCCUCCGCCUGUGUGGGGGGAGGCAGACGCCCUUACCACUCCUUAUGUAGUUUGGCUCCAGCCCCCCAAAACAGCUGACACUUUAACACUAAUUUUGAA